Messenger RNA from Anoplophora glabripennis (Asian longhorned beetle), 2193 nucleotides. RefSeq names its product phenoloxidase 2. The record is from RefSeq and is a predicted model, not a curated record. Bases 42 to 2090 code for a protein of 682 amino acids. Gene Ontology annotation, molecular function: oxidoreductase activity. NCBI's taxonomy places the organism in Eukaryota, Metazoa, Arthropoda, Insecta, Coleoptera, Cerambycidae. The transcript has 10 exons.
UCCAACUACUCCGUCGAGUACUCAGCUCUUUCUGCGCCACCAUGGACGAUGCUAAAAAUCUGCUUUUGCUCUUCGAACGGCCUCAAGAACCAGUUUUUAUGCCCAAAGGGGACACGAAGAAGAAGAAGGUCAUCUUAGCGCCUCAACAGCUCUUAAAUGAAAAACAUAAAUCAUACGGCCCUGUAGUCGCUAGUAGGUUGGGUGAAAGGAAUGAAACUAUAACAGUGCCUGAAAUAUCUAUUCCUCCUCUUGAUGAUUUUAUGGUAUUGAAAAAGGACGAAUUUUUUUCGCUAUUCAUCGACAAGCACAGGAUACUUGCUGGAAAACUCAUUGACAUCUUCAUUAGCGUGAGAACAAUAGGCCACUUGAUGGCUGUUGGAGUCUAUGCCCGCGAACAUCUCAACCCCCAACUUUUCAGCUACGCUUUCGCUGUAGCCCUUCUUCACAGGGAAGACACGAAAAACCUACCAGUGCCAUCCAUUGUCCACCAUUUCCCUGACAAAUUCGUCGAAAACAGGGUAAUUGGUAGAGCGAGAGAGGAAGUUACAAUUGUUCCUGAAGAAAACAGGACUCCCAUCGAGAUUCCAAAAGAUUACACUGCUUCCGACUUGGACGAGGAGCAUCGCCUCCAUUACUUCAGAGAAGACAUCGGUGUGAAUCUUCACCAUUGGUACUGGCAUCAGGUCUAUCCAACUCAGGGACCAAGAGCGGUUAUUGAUAAGAACAGAAGAGGAGAACUGUUCUACUACAUGCAUCAGCAGAUCAUCGCUAGAUAUAAUUGUGAACGCCUGGCAAACAACCUCAAACGUGUAGCUAAACUCAGUGAAUGGAAUGAACCGAUCAAGGAAGCUUAUUUCCCGAAACUAGACCGAAUGGUGUCCAAGAGGUCUUACGCAUCAAGAGUUGCGAACACGAAACUGGAGAAUUUGCGCCGAACCGUCGACGCGUCUUUCGUAGAUAUUCAGGAUUUGGAAAGAUGGAGGGAUACUAUUUUGGACGCUAUCAAUAGAGGAAUGGUGCAAGAUAGAAAUAAUAAAAAUGUUCCUUUGGACGAGUUUGGUGGUAUUGAUAUUUUAGGCAAUAUAAUUGAAGCCACUGACUUAUCCAUCAAUCCACAGCUGUACGGAAAUCUUCAUAAUCAAGGCCAUAAUUUGAUUUCGUUGAUUCAUGACCCCGACCACAGACAUUUGGAAGAACCAGGUGUAAUGGGAGAUGUCGCAACAGCAAUGCGUGAUCCCAUUUUCUACCGUUGGCAUGCUUUUAUAGACAGUAUUCUGCAGAAGUUCAAGGCUACGCUACCAAGAUAUUCGGAAGAUAGACUCAACUAUCCAGGAAUCCAGGUGACUGGCGUCCAAGUCAAAUCCGACGGAGCUGGUGAAAACACCCUGAACACCUUCUGGCAAAAAUCCGACAUCAACAUCUCCAAUGGCCUAGACUUCCAGAGUACAGGCGACGUGUUCGUUAGGGUCACCCACCUGCAGCACCAAAAUUUCAGAUACGAGAUCACCGUGAAUAACACUACAGGCAUGGCGAAGUCAGGAACCUGCAGGAUUUUCUUAGCUCCCAAGUUCGACGAGAGGGGCAACCCCUGGAACUUCCAAGAGCAGAGGACUCUGUUCAUGGAAAUGGACAAGUUCAAAGUUGAUUUGACUCCUGGAUCCAACACCAUAAUGCGCCUGUCCACUCAAUCUUCUGUUACCAUUCCAUUUGAGCGGACCUAUCGUGACGCGGCCCAGCGUCCAAAGGACGAUGCGGGAAUUGCCGAAUGGAACUUCUGCGGCUGCGGUUGGCCCCAGAACAUGCUGGUGCCGAAAGGAAGACCUGAAGGAAUGCAAAUGGAGCUGUUCGUGAUGAUUUCGAACUACGACGAUGAUAGGGUUGACGUCCAGUUCAACGGCAAAUGUGACGAUGCUUACAGCUAUUGUGGACUGAAGGACAGGCUUUACCCUGACCGCCGUUCCAUGGGUUAUCCAUUCGAUAGGCAGGGCAGAGACGGUGUUAAGCGGCUUCAGGAAUUCUUGACUCCCAACAUGAGAGUGACCAACGUUAACAUUAAGUUCACCGGCCAAACCUUCGUAAGACAACCAUAGGCAUAAAGGGUGCUUGGAAUGGCGGAGUGUAGGGAACCAUAGCUGACUAGUUUAAGAGUUGUUUGCCUUAUGUUAAUUAAAAUAAAUAGAGGAUGUAUUCAAA